Molecule: messenger RNA, 1407 nt
Organism: Sebastes umbrosus (honeycomb rockfish)
Lineage: Eukaryota; Metazoa; Chordata; Actinopteri; Perciformes; Sebastidae
Product: CD276 antigen-like
Exons: 7
Coding region: 32-1378 (448 amino acids)
Source: RefSeq, a predicted model, not a curated record
GUGUUAGCUAGUGUGUUGUCAUCAGCUGAUCAUGUCUGGUGUUGUUAGACUUCAGUUCUCAUCUCUGGAGCUUCUGUCUCUGUGUUUCUGUCUGCUGUCUGCUGGAACAACACGAGGAGAUCAACACGAUGUCGUCAAAGUGUUUGCAGCAGAAGGAAGUGAUGUCAUCUUACCCUGUUCCCCCAGCACCAAGGAGAACAUUCAGUCAGUGUUGUUUGACUGGAGGAAAGUUGCUCAGAAGGAUGAAGAUCGGAAGGAGGUGUUCCUGUAUGAUGCAGGCGUUCAUUACAACAACGGACGUUCAGGUCAGAGCGAGCAGUUCAAAGGUCGAGUCUCACAUUUUCCAGACCAACUGAAGAACGGCAACGCCUCCAUAACCAUCACAAAUACAAAGAUGACCGACAGCGGAAACUACACCUGCGAUUUUCCACGUCUUCAGCCACGUCAGAUAUUCUACGUUGAGCUUGUUGUUAAACUCAUCAUGAAAGACCGAUCAGGAGAAAACCCAGCUGCAACUCCAAAGCCAUCCGUCACAAUACUUGAUGCCACAGAGACCAGGGCGCUGCUGCAGUGUGACGUUCGAGGUGCUUCUCUAAAACCUAAAGUAGAGUGGCAGGACAGCGCUGGAAACAUCCUUCCUGCUGAGGAACCACAGGUGUCUGAAAGAGGAGGAAGCUACGACAUCAUCCUCCAAACCACUGUGACCAAGACCGACCGCUAUCGCUGUGUCGUCACACAGGAGACAAUCAGCCAUCAGGUUUCUGCUGAGACCUUUGUGCAUAUCAGUGCUGCAACUCCAAAGCCAUCCGUCACAGUACUUGAUGCCACAGAGACCUGGACGCUGCUGCAGUGUGACGUUCGAGGUGCUUCUCUAAAACCUAAAGUAGAGUGGCAGGACAGCGAUGGAAACAUCCUUCCUGCUGAGGAACCACAGGUGUCUGCAAGAGGAGGAAGCUACGACAUCAUCCUCCAAACUACUGUGACCAAGACCGACCGCUAUCGCUGUGUCGUCACACAGGAGACAAUCAGCCAUCAGGUUUCUGCUGAGACCUUUGUGCAUAUCAGUGAGAAAGUGCGUGAGGACUCAUGCCGCAAAGAGAUCAAUGGAUUGUGUAUCCUUGGUGUAUUGCUUUCGGGAGCUGUCAUCAUUGUUGCAGGUCUAGCUCUGCCUGAAGCUAGAAAGUUCAUCACAAUACGCUGUAAUAAAGGUUCUCGUGAGCAGACAGAGUCUUCAUAUGACGACAAUCCAGAGACGCCACUUAAACAACUACCUGUAAAUGAAAGUGCGAUAGUGAUUGAGAGUGAGAGAGAGAGUGAAAGAGAGAGUGAGGAUCUUCGAGGUUUUCUAGUUUCAUAUGGUACCAGUAUUUCACUCUAACUUUAAAACUGAGCCCACUACAAUCUUAA